This is a messenger RNA of Porites lobata, 23806 nucleotides long. The record is from the annotation of a GenBank genome assembly. Lineage: Eukaryota; Metazoa; Cnidaria; Anthozoa; Scleractinia; Poritidae.
CGUUUAAAAUUCAAACAAAUAAUGACAAAAAUGCUUCAUCACUUAAUACAAAAGACAAAAUUACCUCCUCAACAGGAAACUUGGAAUAAAAGCUUUGAUUUAAACAGUCACGUGUAAUUGCCACAGUAUCUGUAUUCUUUGUCAUUCCUUAGGUAGUGGCUAGCAUAAAAAAAAUUCAAAUUUUGCUCCUUAAAAUGCAGGAGAAAACUUACCAAGCAAAUAUACUGCUGCUGAAAAAGUUUCAUUUUGAAUGGUUACAUAACGGGAUUUCAUCCACAGACUCAAAAUUAAGUAAGAACCACCUUCUGCACCUUGUACAGUAUGGUAAACUGUACCACAGGAGAGUACUGCACAGUAGCUUUCUUUUGAAUGCAACAUAGAAUGUUAUCCACAAACUCAAGCUCUAGCUAUAGAACCACCUUGUACUGAGCAUAACAGGGAGUACCACAAGAAAGUACUACUCAGUAGCUUCCAUUCAAGUAGUUACAUCGACGUAGCAUUUCAUUCGUCCCCAGACUCAAAACUUAAAAUCUUGACCAGCACCCACCUGUGCCAAACAACAUUUCAUGUAAAAUUUGUUUCUUUAUUUUUUAUUUCAUUUCGAUAUCUUUUUACUACAUGUUUAUUGUCUUUCUCAGAACCCAAGGUGGUAAACAGUGUUAUCAUUUGGAAAAUCGAGUGACUAUCAAACACCCAAACAAAUAAAGUACUUGAUCAGAUCGAACGGGCGUUCACUGGGAGAGGUGUUUAGUGAGCUUAUUCCGCAACUCAAAUUAUUUAUGAUUUUCUUUUUUAAAGCCUUUCCGUAACGGUCUCAAAUUUAGGAAUCAACCGAGAUUAGAACAAAAACAACAACAUUGGCGGGCUAAUCCAGUGAAAGUGAAUCACGUACCAAUUAUCCUUAGCUUUUUAAAUUUAUUUUUUAAAUCCCUUCCUUCAGCAUUUCCUGGCCUUUUAGGGAGCCAUUCACUCGUCCGGACUUGGACUGGCUCUUAGAUGUAAUGAUGUAGCGAUGGACGUUUAUACUUUGAAUCAUGUGUAAUGUGGUAGAAACAAAUCGACGGCUCAAUUUUCUGUUAUCUACUCUUACAGGCCUUACAAUAAUGACGUCCACUCAUCUAAUAUGGUAAUAAACCACGGCUGAAUCUUGUACAUGUGUAGACCUCGAUCCGUGAAAUAUUGAACACUAACUGAAAAACGUAGUCAACUGUUACUACAAGGAGACUGAUUAUCCCGCUGAUUAUAAAAUGGGGCAAAAAUGAAAUAAAAACAAAUAGAAAUUUUUAUCUGCUCAUGUAUGUCAAUUGGUAAAGCGUACCUCACCAUACACUUCGUCAUGCGAUUAACCCCUCCUGAGGAUUGGAUAAAGAGUUUUGCGUACUUUGCAGCCUGCGAAUCCAGCCUUUUCUCUUCGCUCCGCGCCGCUAGGGACCGGUUUUGCGAUAGAAAGGCGACGUUUCUCCCGAGAACUGCCGUCCCUAGCGAAGAGGGGCGAAGAGAGCCGAGACACCGUCUGUAUUCGCAGGUUACGCACUUUGAGGGUGUCAUAUGUUUCACGAAUUGUUAGCAGGAGCAAUGCAAAAACGUACUCUGUAACACAACCGCGUUUGGAAAGCUGUCUCUGACUCGUGGAUUUGGGAAGUGAAAAUAUUACAUAAUCAUAAUGUUCUUGAAAGACUCAGGAUCACUCAGUGACGUUCUUAAAACCGUAAUACUUAUGUAAGUUAUUAGGGUUUAUUAGAGAGAAAUCGAGUUAUAAAGAAAGCCGUUCGUCUGUUUAAAUAAUUAAAAUUUUCAACUAGCAUUUUUCAAAGACCUGGGUAAACGCGAAAAGUGACUGUUAAAACGAAGUGAAACAUGAUAAUGACAACUCAAAGAUGAUUACAUGUGGGGGUAUGUGCAACGAAAAGCGAUUUGUAUUCAUCUCCAGGCGGUCUUAAGAAUUACUGAUAAAUUUCAGCAGUUCUAGAUCUAAAAUGCUAUCAGGGUUUUUCUAGUAUUUUUUAUUUUUCGACUAAACCACCAGCCGACGAAAAGAGGAAAAAAACAACAAGGAAAGAACCUUUCCAAUAUUGUGUUCUCGCCAGGAGACGAUUACUUGUUCUGAGGCUUAUGAGUUUCUGGAUUUAUAAUCCCGGAUAAAUUUAUCAAACUCUCGAGUUGUUACCAUUUUAGCGCAAAAGCUAUUCAUUUACGGUAUUUUGCAAAAUAAACGUCUUCAUUUUCUUGUAUUGAGUUUUUGAAGGGCAUAAGUGCCGCCAAUUGAUAUGUUUUUGUUUCUUGAGUAUGGUUUCCGGUGUUCAAACAAAGGUCUUUUAAAACGCGCUGUCUGUGUUCUCCUGGAGUCAAUUGAUGAUAUACGGUUGUUUGGCCACAGACAAAUAAUACAUAAAAUGCCUCUGCUGUAAUCACCUUUUUUCGUCAACGUUGAAUCCGGGUGAGUGUGCAAAGAGAACUCUUGUUUUUUUCUUAAGCUCCAAGCGGGGGUUUUUAUACCUAAUGUGUUGUCAUUACAGUCCACUUGCCUUCUUCAUCUAUUCAUGCCAUAGCCGUCCCUGUGCCCAAUCAUUCGCCAACCAUUUAAUCAAGUGAUACAUUUCUCACCAAAUCCCAGCGGGAAUUUAGCCGUUUUAUUUGAAAUUAUUUUGCAUAUCUUCUCAAUCAUCGCAGGAUUCUAAAGUAAUUUCAUCCCGAUAAUUAAAAUAUUCGAACCCUUGCUGAAGGCAGGCAGCCUGUCUUCAACAUGGUUUGUCAGCACCAAUGAUUUCGCGCGUUUUCAUCUCUGUAGAUUCCUGUACGCUCCUUAAAAGCUUGAAAAAGCCGGGAGACUGGUCUUGUUUCUUCCACGUCAGUGAACUGCGCCAAAAUGACGCUGAACGUUAUCAUUUUCCUGGCGAUCCUGAUGUGUGAUUUUACAUCAGGAGCACGCAAAGCCAUGAAAUACAAUUUUCGAAGAGGGAAUGGAUCUGUUCGGCGACCCAAUAUCAUCUUUAUCCUUCUUGACGAUAUGGACCGCGAACUAGGAUCUCCUGAUGUAAUGAAAAAAACACAGAAAAUUUUGCGUCAAGAAGGUGCGGAUUUUGUGAACGCAUUUGUCACAACGCCGAUGUGCUGCCCUUCCCGUUCAAGUAUUUUAACGGGAAAGUACGCGCAUAAUCAUUACACCUUUACCAACAACUUAAACUGCUCCUCGCCGUCUUGGAGAAAGGGUCCAGAAAGGAAAAGUUAUGCAAGAUAUUUGGAGCAAGCAGGUUAUAUCACAGGUACGUUUUAACAUUUCAAUGGCUAAACUUUGGACCUGUUUUGUUACUAGACAGUAUUUACAACAGUUCUAAUCUACACUAAACAAAAGCAAACGUCAGCUGAUAAGUUAGGGUAUGUGCUACGCCGUGAACUAGAUACUGACAAGAUUCAACAAGUUCUAGUUGUCAGUUUUUCCUAUUGGGUAGAAAGAAUGCGUGAGGGGUUGGUGUAAGAUCGACUCACGAUUUCAACUUUCUGUUUUAAUGUGAAAGGGUGAACGUGCUUUCGAUGCGCUCAAUUGUAUUCUUUGCUUUUGCAAAGUCAUAACUAAUAAGAGGUAUUGUGAAAAGAAGGCUCACAUUCUUUAUUGUUCGUUGUCCCCCAAUCAUACCUCUAUUGUUCUUAAGGUUAUUGUAUAUUGUAUUUUAGUCAGUGAUCCUAGUGAUUCAGCUGCUAAAUUACUCUAAAAUAUGUAAACAACUUAUUCUGUUAAAAAAAAGACAAUCAAUGGUACCUGAAGAUUAAGGGACCUAAGCAGGAGAUAUUGAAGGGAUUUCGUUGACUCCUAAUGACCCAAUUCUUCAUCUGUUUGGAGAGUCAAGUUACGUCUGGUUGCUUUAUACCGUCCCAAUAAACUGUUUAUUUAAAUGGUGAUUCAUAGCUCAAGAUCGGAUUCCAGAGUAUCUGACUCAGGAUCUUGAAAGAAUUUCUGCUUAUACAGGCAUUGUUUUUUAAAACAACUUAACUGUCCGUGAUUUGGGCAACAUACUGCGCUGAAUCUUGUCUGACUCUCUCACUUCUUCACCGUUGAGAUAUGUUCUAUUUAAUAUUAAAUUUCCACAGACGUAGGGGAUUCGAACUGUUGAAAUAUUUUUAUUUGUCGGGUCAGACGAGUUUUCGCGGUCGUGAAGUUUAUCGCUUUAUUAAAAGUCGCUGUAAUUUUAACACACUCUGCGCGGAAAAAAAUCAAUUAAGACUGAUAAAGUAACCGGGGUCGGCAGUUUCUAGGUGUUAUAGAAUAGUUGCGAUUACUGAGUAAUGUAACAUACAAUAUUAACAUGAAAAAGACUGAAAUGAGUUGAACGAUACCUAAACCGUAAUUUCGAAUACGUAAACUACGAGAUAAAAAUAGUGAAGGUUUUUAAAACACAACACCGGCUACAUUGUAUCCCGAAAAAAAAACCCUUUCCUCUGAUGCCUUGUUUCGAGCUUUGCCAGUUUUUUCGGCUUUUAGUUUCUCAACUUCCCUUUCCGCUUUACGUAGAGGAAGUAUGUUUUUUUUAUAGUUCUAAGAGCAGGAAAAGGCUUUUGUUACACUUAAAAAAAAGUUACCUUUUUUCUGCCCUGAACAAGGUCCUUUUUUUAAAAGAAUGCUUGAUUUGUAUCUUUCUUUAUUUUUUCUUGCGUAUUCGUUCGAUCACGAAUUAAUUUUGACACAUGUUUAGCUUACUAGCUGGUAGGAGGGAAAAUGUAGAAGCUAGAAAGAGAUCAUUAGUCAGGAACUCAGACAGGUUCUGUACAAUGCUAUCUUUUUCAAUCAGUCUAUAGUGGUGAGACGUGCAACAAGUAAUUUAUGCCCCUGACUAUUGCUCCCUCAAACGGCUAAGAACCUUUAUACAUGCUUUUUUAAGGUUCUACCGACUUGUAUUUUGGGAAGUUUACUGGCAAUCUAUAGCCUAAGUAGGUUCUUAAUUAGAUUCUCAAUUUCUAUGUAGGAGAUGGUUUUAGGGUAUAAGGGUUAGAAAAAUACAUAUUAAACUUGUCAGAGCUGGCCGGUUUGGUCCUGAAGUAUACAGUAUUUUAAUGCACAACUUUACAUUGCAAACCUCCGCUUGACAAACCUUCUUUAUGCAAGGGCUAUGAGGGAAAUACAUUCUGUACUUUAUAUAAACCCCUUUUUUCAACUUUUUUGUUGUAGAAAUCACAAGAAUUCUCUUAUUUGUAAUUAACAGUUUCUUACAUUAUUUUCUGGCUAUAAAUUUAGCUAAAUUUGCAAAUCCCAAAGUCAUCUCCUCGGUUUAAAUGUUCAUGUCAAUAGGCCCCUGAGAUAGAAGAACUUGUUUCAUCUUGCUUGGCUCUCUCGGUAAACACUGGCAGGCUGUUAUAUUUUUGGGUAUCAAAAUGGCAAAUUUCUGCAAGCAGUUUCUUAAGCCACUAGGUUCUUACACAGGGGUUUUUUACGGUCCGUAUAAACGACAGUGGGAGUCUUUGAACGAGUAAUUUGAUGAUUUUUGAUGUCUUUCUUUGUGGUCGAUCUAUAAAAAUAUAGACGACGAAAAAUUGUUGUUUAUUUUUAAUGCAUUUAACAUUUGGAGUCCCAGGUAACGGAUCAUUAUUUGACCCUUAACAAUUUAAACCCCAAUAAAACCAUGUGCUAGUGAUCAAAAGUUUCACUCUACUGAUGAAAACUAAAGAAGAAGCUUGUUAAUCAUCACCGACAUAGUUAUUACGUAGUUGUCCACAGUCUCAACACGUUACCAAGCAUGUUUGUACGGGUAGAGCUAGUGAUUUUUGAAGUAAUUUUCUUAACGGUCCAAACCGAAAGAUGCCGGCCAGAUGAUUUUUCUCAUUAGAGAACAUCAAAGAACAACAUCACCGCAUCAUAGGUGCUUAAAAUUCCCUCGUGAUUCGGUUGACUAAAAAACAUUGUGAUCGCCAGGAUACGAACGAUCAUGAUAUAAAAACCGUUCAGCCAAAGUCCCUUUUUAAACAUUUAAACUCCGUUUCGUUGAUUAUCGUUAUGAAGUUGAAACAGAAAUCAAGUUAUGUGUUCGCGGCUUAUUCAAUAAUCACUUAUUUUUCUGUUCCUCAGUGUACGAGUUGUUCCAUAAAAAUUUCUGACCACAUGUGUGUGUCCUAUCGAAAGUUUAUCGCUUCCUUUCUUUAAUUUGAGUACAUCCAAGCCAUCCAUAUAAGGUUUCAACUUAUUUUUUAUUUAUGAGUAGUUAUCUAGGGAAUGAUGACUCAAUACAGAAGGAGGUUAUCUUUUAUUCGAUAAGCAUCUUGCGGGAUGAGACGCUCAGUACAAAAUCAACAGAGAAUUCAUACAGUCUAAACGUAGUAAAUUUAACGUUUUAGACCUUCGUGUGAGGAGAACGUUUGGGCCUCAAAUCAUAUGCGGAUUCCUACCUUAGAGAAAUGUUACCGCUAAGAAAUCUGCAGAUCUUGAGCGAGGCCUUUUGUCAUGCUUUGUCUUGAUGAGAACGUCAAUUUUUUGGCAUCCGUUUAUUCUAAAUUCUAUAUUUAACUCUUCAGAGGAAAUACGGUCAUGAAAAGACUGGUUGUUUCUCCUUUUUCGUCACAAUCUUCACUGAGUAGGUCCCAGAAGGACUUUUGGUUGUCAUGGAACAUUUCGCUUUAAUCGCUGUUGUUGGCUACGUCGGGUUGGACUUAGCGUGCAUUUAGGCAUUAAACGGGAGUAAGGAGAAAAAAUCUCUCCUUAUCCCAUACUUCCAUCGGCUUAUUAUAUAACUUAACACAGUGGUAUGUACUAAUGCCGUCUGCAAUAUUUUGCUCUUAUAUAUACACCCCAAACAAGCCAACUUUUGUAUGAAGCAAAAUAUUUUCACAAGAAUUUAAGUAGCUUAUGUGUAUCAAUGGACUUUAUUAAACCAUUCAGCUUUUUAAUGGGUAUUUUGCUUCUGACUUUUUAUUUCGCGGACCAACUCUCAUGGUGGGUAGCCAUCCAAAAGAUCUUCCUUCGAUAAUUCUUUCACACGGUGCUAUAUGUUUGAAGUGUUCAAUACAAACGAAAUUUCAGGAUUAUUCCAGGUUGAAUUUCUGUAAAAAUAGACUGCAAUAUUUUUAUCAUGAUGUCGACAUAAAUAUUUGGAUAGAUAACAGCCAACAAUGGCACACGUGCUUCUGCUUUCAAAGCAGCUGUAUUUCUUUUUGCCUCUUUCUUUCUAUUUUCUCUUUGCAGCUUUUCUUUGUUGUUGUUGUUUCUUUUUCGUCUAUUUGAGUUCAAGGUUAGAUAAGAUCUUUGCCAGAUUUUCUUAAAUCUAAUCGGUUAUUGAAGACAACUUUUCAAAAUUAAUACUCUUCAAAGUUCGUCUGUUUCAGAAUUGAGCUCAUUUAAUCCUAUUUUGUCACCUUUUUUUAGUUAAACUGUUCAAUUUUUUUUCGCGACUGUAGGCACGUCACUUUUGACAAAACUCGAAAAUACCUAAUGGCUAUAAUUGCAGUUUAAUGCAGUGUCGAUAUGGUAGCGAAUUUCCAAUUAGAUACCUGGCUAUUUUGUUUAUGAAGAAAUGUUUUUAGUUCCAAGGGUCAUACUUUCAACCUAUGAAAUCAAAUUCUCUCCUAAAUGGCAUCAAUUGGAUCGGAAGAUUUUGCCUUGUAAUCAAAUUAGGAAAUCUCAACAAACAGAGCAGAUUGACCAGAGAGAAUACUUAUGUUCGGAUGACGUCACAAAUGGCAGACCGUGGUAAUCUGUGAAAAAAAUAUAUAGUUGAAUUGCGUAACUUCCUGAUUUAAGAUUGCGAAAUAGGGAAAAAAUCCAUUGCCUAAAGUCACAAACUCAUUGGUCUUGUUAUUUUAAGCUCGACCGAAUUCGCUUGGCUUGGCCGUUUCGGUUUAACUUCUUUCUUAUUAUUUACAGUGAAACCUGUGAAACGGAUAUCCACAGGACUUUCGCUUGUAUCCGUUUGAAAGAGCUAAAUACAGAUUUAUUUUACUAAAAAUAUGCAUGAGAAGAAACAUUUGAAACACAUAGAGCUACUCGUCCACUUGAUACAGGGUGUCCGCUUAAUUAAUAUGGGUUCCAUGAGAUCCGCUAGGUUCAAGUCACUGUAAGCCCUUUCCUGAUUGGAUUAGUAAUUAACUGUCCACGUCAAACUAUUUCGUUUUGAGUGUCUUCCAGAAAAGAAAACUUCAUAAACAAGAAAAAGACUGGAAACAUCUAGGCAGUCUUUUUAACGUUCGUAAUUCUGAAAUGGAUGAGGGAAGGGUUAAGACUUAAAGGGUGGUCCCUUUAUUCAAAUUUUCCCAACAUUGAUCGAACCCCAUGUUAAGGGGACACCCCGUAUUAGGUGGACGAGUAGCUCAGUGUGUUUCAAACGUUUCUUUCCAUAUUUUAAGCAAUGCGACCCUGUAUUUAGCGGACACCUCUACUGAUUAAACAGAUACCAGGGAAGGUUCCCCGGGUGUUCUUCGAAGUUCACUUUAAAGCUAGAGAAAUACGCAAGGAUAAAACUGGGCAAAAAGAAGAGAAAAAGGGAAAAAUUACAGAUCUGAGUUCUGGAUUGUGAGAGAAAAACAUAAAUGUAAAAUCAAACGCUUUAGUUUAGUCUGUGGUACCUUUAUAGGAGGGAGCGUUGCGUGACGAGAGAGAAACGGCUGCGGGAGACUAGCCAGUAUAUGGCUCGCUCUUCUAUCCCAGAACAAAAAAAGUGAAUCGUCGUAAUCAAGGGAAGUGACAAUUAAUCACCCUGAAAAUCUGAAAAAAAGCCAAUUACGUUUAUCGUUCGCAGUUCUCAGGCAGAGUUAUUCAACAGCCGAUUAUAUACAGUGAUCUUUUGAAACUUUUGGAGAAAUUCUCAAAUUUACAAAUGUAUGGUUCAUUAACGUUUUUGCCACUCAGCAAUUUCCCAGUGUUUGAUAGCCGGCUGAUAUUUCCUUCAAUAACUUGCUUGCAAAGAUCUGAAAAUUUCACAAAUUACUCAAGUUAAUCAGCUCUUUUAACUUUUGAAUUUAAUUCGUAUAUGAGGAAAAAUAAUUAUGAUCAAUGACGUCAGCAAAGAUUCGCCUAUUUGGUCGUUCAUCAACACGAGUAUGGAUUACAGUAAAGACCCGCGAUUAAGAACUUGGUGUUUAAGAAUGACCUAUUAGGCUAAAAUUUGCCAGUUAGGGCCUCUCUAUACAAGAACCUGAUUAAAAUUUGGAGCAGGAAAUUAUUUUGCAAAAUCUAUGAAAAACCGUUCUGUACACUCAAUGCAAAUAAGAUAUUAAGUCAACAUUCAGGAUCCUCUUUGGAGACGUAGGUGCCCUAUUACUCCAACGGCAAUGGAAUAGUAUACAGAUUUUAUAUAAGGAUUAAGCUGAACAUCACUUAAUAAUCUUAUAGCUACAAUGUACUUUUUCCUGCAGAAAAUAAAAAUUAAUUAUUUAAGAACCUAAAUAUCCUAAAUUUGGGCUAAUGACCAUUUAUAUAAGAGGUUCUUUAUAGCGGGUUUUUACUGUACGGGCUGGUUUGUUGUAACCCCCCCCCCCCCUUCCCCCCACUCACUGCGAGAGUGAAUGAUAGAAUCUAUGAAGGGUUGUUCUAACUUUCAGUUAAGUCUGUUGAUAAAAUCCUGUGGUUUGAUCUUUCAAAUAAAACUUCUCCGGCAGUACUUUCACAUGCUACUAUCUGUUUAUAACAUUUAACAAAAUGACACAGGGAGAUUUUGUUGAAUUUUGACGUUGGCUUCUUUUGGCAGCAGUGAAGACGUUAAAGCGUCUUCAUUGAUUCUGAUCGUUCAAUGGGAAAUACUGCCCGCGCGUGCUCGGAAAACGUAUGCACGGCAGGCUCAGGUUUUGUACAUUCUUACACGUACUUUACCCUCGGCCAAGAAAAUUGCCAAUUUUCAGCGUCCAGUUCAGGUUUGGAUUAAAUGUUAAAAACGCGGUCACUGACAAAUGGUAUGUCCUGACUUUUUAUAGUGCGCCACUCGGCGCCCUCCAAUGGAAAAAUAACAGAAUUAAGCGGAUAACGGGCGGUUGCAAUUCAGGGAAAAUAUUUACAUUUUUACUUUUAGGCCCGGUUCAGACACCGAACUUUUCAUGAGCCGAACCUAAUUCGAAUUAAGGUGUUUCGAUACAGUCUUUUUCAAAAGCCAUACCAAUAUUUUUCAAUCGCCUUAAAAGUGGUUUUUUCCUUGUCUGAUCGCUAUAAAAUUUUCACCAUUAAUUGGCUAAGGACUGAAAAUGUAGAUUUAAGUAAAAUCGAUAUUACUAUGACAACAGUAAACAAAAAACUUUGAAACUGAUAAAAGCCGAAUUUUGUGUGAUCCAGACCAGCUACUGAAAAUCCAACACUAAGAACUUAAAGUUUGGUGUUUAGCAAACAAUCUCCGUAAGAAGUAAAAAAUUCUGUAUAUAAAAAUUCAAUAGCCGUGAUAGAUUAUUUAAUAAAAACGUUGGAAAUCACUCAAAUUAUUCUUAAGUAGGUCAGAAUGCUGCUUAAUAUCAUAUUUUGGUGCCAGGAAAUUUUUGUACUUUCGUUCUUGCGAUCUUGAAAACUAACCCAUUUACUCACCACCUUCAUUCAAAACCGUUUUAGUGUCGUUUAAAUCUUUACAUUUUCACUCGGUUCCUCUUUUCCAGGUCACUUUGGAAAAUAUCUGAACGAGUACGAUGGAAGCUGGGUCCCAGUCGGUUGGAAAAGGUGGGAGGGAUUACAGUUUAACUCAAAGUUUUACAACUACGUCAUCAGACAUAACACAUACAAGGAACGGCGCAAGAUGAGCUAUGAAGAAGAUUAUUUCACAGAUUUCAUCACCAAUCGCAGUAUUUCGUUCAUAAAACGCACAAGAGCCACCAGACCAGAGAGUCCAUUUCUGGCGGUUAUAAGUCACGCGGCACCUCAUGGUCCCGAAACGCCAGCACCACAGUAUAGCACGGCGUUUCCCGAUGCCCAAGCUCCAAGGUAUGGCCUCAGAUUGAAGAGGGACGGGAGUUUAAGGCUCCGUUUGUAUGGAGAAAGCUUGUCCCGGGAAGUAGGUAGGGUCACCUACCCGAGCUACUUUGGGCUAACCUACGAUCACGCUUUUUUAUCAUUUUUUCGGGGAAAGGGAAAAAAAGAAGAACGCUUCCUUUUCCCCUUGUCUCCCAAACAAAAAGGGAAGAAGGACCGCCUGAUCGUAGGUUACCCUGGGCGAACCAACAUUUCCUGAAUUCUUUUAUUAAAGAUAGGGUAUGCGGAAGUUUUCCGGCACACUUCUCAUUUCAGUGUCCAUAUCUUUGCCUUCUUUCUCUUGCAGGGACCCUAACUGGAAUUUUAUUUCCCUUGACAAACAGUGGAUCCUAAGGCAAAAGCAGCCUAUGGAUGCGCAGAAAACCGCAUUUGUUGACCUCUUGCACCGUCGGCGCCUUCAAACGCUUCUAUCUGUUGAUGACUCCGUAGCGCGAAUCUUCAACACUUUGCAGUCUCUGGGAGUUGAAAACGAGACUUACAUUUUUCUUUCUUCAGACCAUGGUUAUCAUCUCGGGCAGUUUGGUCUGGUAAAAGGCAAGUCUAUGCCAUUUGAAAGCGAUAUUCGGGUGCCAUUUUAUGUUCGAGGACCGACUAUUCCUAAAAAUAUCAGGUAAGGCCUUAGAGUGAAAUUAGGGGUACAUGGUUACUAAAACCCACAUAUAAAAACAUUAUUUUUUAGAACUACACAUGCAAACUUAGAAUUCCUUUAGAUUGUAGCCAUUUAGAUAUUUUGUUUUAGCCAUUCAUACAUGACUAUCUGUAUAUUUCAUUUCCACAACAGACCAAAACACUUUUUCUUUAAAAAAAUAAAUUAAAAAAUUGAAGAAAUUUUUUAGACUAACUUAGAACAAUGCAUCAGUUCUGCUAAUGUUUGGCUUUUUACUUAAUCACCUGUAUGUGCUUACGUUUGAUUAGCAAGGUGGCUCUUUAAUUAAACAGUACAUUUUUCUUGAAGGAUGAAAGAGAUGGUGAUGAAUAUCGACAUAGCACCAACAUUUCUGGACAUUGCCGGCGUGACGGUUCCAAAAGACAUGGACGGUACUUCUAUUAUGAAACUUUUCAGAAGGAAAAAAGAUGGAAGACGAUCGAAGAGGUAUAAAAGCGCAUAAUCUUCUCUUCAUGUAACUAUUCCUUGUGUUCAGAACGAUCUCCCUUAGUGCUUUUUUAAAGAAGUCUUGAAAUAACGAAAAGAUAAGAACGAGGAAAAACCAAAAAUAUUCUUAAUCCAAGGACUUGUCGCACGUACCCUGGGUACCACAGGUUUUUCUCGCGUGCGGCGGGAAGUUUCGGUGUUGGCCGAAGGCCGACACGUCUUCGGCCGUAGGACUUGACAGAAACCGGAAACCGCGCUAGAAAAGUCUCUGGCACCCAGGGUAUGUCGCACGAAGCUCGUACUCUUAAACUCUGGGGUGCGAGGAAGCUUCUUUAGGCAUAUUCAAAAUACUGCAUAAAAUAAUCAAAGAAAAUACAAAGACCAGUGCAACACUAUUACCGUACAUUCUCCCUAAUACUAGAGGCACUAUCUGACAAAUGAUCGAAGGGCUGUUUUUAAAACAGUAAUUGAUUGACGCAGGAAGAAAGUGACAACUGUGUCAGCAGCGAGAAAGACUCUGCAACCAUAAAUGGCACUCUACUUAUAGAUUCUUUAAAGGAUAUUGUUAAUGUUUUGUUUUGUUCUGUUUUUCAGGCGUAUGCACGUGGUUUGGAGGGACACCAUCCUCAUUGAAAGGUCACGUGGGUAAGGCGCGUGCACACCCUUAAAAACCCUUUGUUGUUAUCUACCUCCUUUUCUUUAUUCUUUUUUUUUUUUUCAUUAAAAUUAACCAAAAAUUUUGCAAGAAAUCUUUAUUUCGUUUGUUAUUCAAGCUUCUCCAGACAGUUUUUUAAGUUAUUUCUAACUGACGAAUUUGUGACACACAUUGAAACAUGUAUUACAAAUUGUAUUUAAAUAGUAUUGAAAAAUCCCUGUUAGAGAACUUUUUCGAUCGAGCCGAUGUGAAAGCCACCUUAUGUGACAGGUUUAAAGUAACGCUCCUUAAGUUGAGCAGCUCCGUCUCAAUGAAAUAGCGUCCGAACUGUCAUUGUUACCCCAAAAAGCAGGCACUUAUGUGGUGUGCGAGGACGAGCAAUGAACAACGCGUGCAACCCGUUUACGUGAAUGACUCGCUCAACAAGCGCUUUCCCACGCGCUCACGGCAAAGGCGUCACAGUAAUCACGCGCUGACACGAGCGACUAGUAAACAUUUUCCCGGUACGGGGAUUUAUUAGAACGCUGAUUCCUUUAUUUGCGCAUGUAGAAAUGUUGGCAAUGUGUCAUUUUAGCUGGAGAAGAACAAAAAGCAUGAUGAAUAGUGGUUUGCCCAGCAAGUCAAAGUUUGAAGGAAAGUCCCUCAACAAGACUGAGACAACCAAAGAGCGCAAGACGACACUUCUAGAAAAUAUCUGCAACAGUCCUAAACACCAGUCGCCUUGCAAACCCAGGCAGUUGUGGGAAUGCGUGACAGUGGGUAACAGACCUAGACUGAGGAAAUGUAGAAAAUCUGGCUCGGUACAGGCAACGACGACCCCAACGACCCGACCCACACCAUCGUCAGCUCCCACCUCCCCUGUCAAGAUGUGUGUAUGUAUGAAACCGAGGCCAGGAUCUCAAGGGGACAUGUCUCCUUAUAACGGUGAGAAAACGUCAUGUAAUUUCAGUGAAAUGACACCAUCCUUGUUCCCGGGUCCAUUUUGCAUCUCCUCUACUUCGUUCUCGGUUAUGAACGAGUUGAAAAGGGAAGUGCGUUAUUAUCUUGCUUCUUUCAUGAUUAUGUUAAUUUUUUUUGCUUUUCAACGAUUCUGUUCAACUGCAAUUAGCUUAAGAGUAAAAUAGAUUCUUUUCGUUGCCCUGCAGGGUUUUUUUUUCAGCUUUGGUAGUUUGGAAUUAUGCGUUUCCUUUUUGUGAUAAGAGACCAUUUUAGGCCCGCGCCAGAAAUUAGUCAUUAUCUUUAUUCGGAAUCAAUUCGCCACUAUAGAAACGAGAAGAAAUCUGCGUUGAGUUAUCUUUCGAGAAAACUAACCACGAGAGAACGACUGAAGAACUGACAAUUUGACUAACAAUGGACGACUGUUUAACUGUGACAAUAGACGGAUCGAAACGCACCAAUUACUGAUUACGAGUCUUCAUAGCCAAUAACAUCAUGGCUUAACUGACAGACGAUCAAUAACAUCGCAACGUAAUUGAUCAAUCAGACCAAUAACCACGGAGAGUAUAAUACCAUCAACUGACGUGAUGCAACUCACUUUGACUCUGAAGAUGACUACCGCACAGGUUGUCGAAAUGUCAGUCACUGUCAACAACAACAGUUCUAUUCAGAACUACGUUCACCCGGACGAUCAAACUCAACCUACUUUUGAAAUGACUCCUGGCUUUAAACCUUUCACAGUUCUGGGACUCUCAAAAGGGACAGAGGAAAAAACUGGCCAAUAGCUGACCGACACGUCCCCAGUUACCAUCCCAGAAACAAUUGCGAGACACAUUUCGCCUCCAAUCCCCUUCUCGUUUCUUACAGAUUUGUUAUAUUUAUAAGGAGGACAGGGACGCGGCCUCAUAGUGCUGAAACAGCCCGCCGGCGCGCAUUUCAAAAGUUUUGAGUUAACCCACGCUUGAGCCUCUUUGUUAGGGAAAAGAGGGUAGAGUGACCCUCUAGUUACAAGUCAAAUCUUUUCGCCAGAGAAUUUCACAGUUGAUUUGUUGAUAAUGCAAACUUCAGUCUUGGCUAUUAAGGAGUCCUCCCUUGGAAUGCUGCUCGUCUGCCUGAGAAUUUUCGGCAUCGGUGCACAGCUAAAUAUCGGCCUACACUCUUCAGCUCAGAGAGAGCCCGCUUUUACAGAUCGCCUUGAAUGAAACGUUGCUUGACAUAAACUGCUAAAUGCGCGGCAUUUACAGCGUAUCAUCAGUAAAUUAAACUGUGAGCUGACAGCCAUGACUUUACAUAAGCAAUAAUGUUCUUGAUACAACAGUGGAACCUCGAUAUAACGAGAGCCCACGGGACUGGCAAAAUCUGUUCGUUAUGACGAGGUUUCGCUACACUUCGCGAGAAAGAACUAAAAACAAAUCACUCCUCCCGAGGGGAACUCCCAUAUAAGAGUGACGGGGAUGGUCGUCGGAAAAUUCUAAUUAAAACCCUAAGGGAGACCAAUGUGGGUGUGGCUACAGCUAAAAAUGACCCAGAAGGGAGAUUCACCUGUGUGGUCGGUGUCCAGGCAUUUUUUCUGUAGAUUUCUUUAUGCACAGUACUAAGCGAUACCUGAAUGGGCAAAUAUAGUGACUUUCCAUCCCAAACACCCUACGUGAGACUAGAAACUGCAAUUUACAAUCCAAAACGAGAUGAAGAGUAUCCCCAUCACUUUUAUAUGGGAGUCCCCCGGGGCCACUCCUUAAAUACUCAUAAAAACAGAAAACCCUAGAGUCUUUAUAGCAUAACUAAACGACACCCAUCCUGUUACGACAGCUACUAAUGAACGGAUUACAAAACGCACAGAAGACAAAUAUAUGCUAAACUUCGAAUAGCAAAUAUUGUGCUAUUACUGGGGCGAACUUCGCCAUAUAGAGGUUCGUUAUAUAUCAAGGUUCCACUGUAACCUUUUGUCUUUCUCUCUUACCGCAGAUGAACUGCUUAGAAAUGAACUGGACUACUUGUUAACAAAGCAGCUCAGACGGCGAUCAAAAAGAUCUCGUUAUUCCUAUGUUAGCAACAGGCCACGGAGGAGUAGAAGUGAAUUUAAUGCACGGAGAUAUUACAAGGAGCUGGCGAGAGCACAAAGACUUCAAAAUCGACGCGCCAGGCAAAAAAUGCUACACAGAACUCCAAUCACAGGUAAGUUCAGACAAUCUUUCAGUGCAUUUUUAGCUAUUUUUGUCCAUCCAAACGAUCCCGGAAAUCGCUCCCACUAAAGUUAUGUCCAAACUUCUCUUGUAGUUUAUCGAGUGGCGAAUUUCUUUGUUUCAUAUAGCUUUUUAUAACUUAUGACUUCCGCUUUCACAUAUGCGCAUGACACCACGCCUCAUAACAGCUCUUAGGAGUACUUUUCUGUGAUACUGCUCAUUUAAAUGUAGAAGUUGGUUCUAACUUUUCAGACUGUAUAAUUAUGAAAUCGCUAUGAGCGUGGCCAUUCAAAUGAAAGCUAUACAGCAGAACUUUCCUGUGCUACAGUUUUUCAUGUUUUUCAAGGUGGUUCUAACUUUUGAGUCUGCAUUAAAAUCCUAAUUAAAGUGCAAUCAUUCAUACGAAAGCUACUGAGUAGUACUUACCUGUUGUACUGUUUAUCAUGUUGUUCAAGUUAGGGUGAUACGCUUUUGGUCUUUGGUUGAAAUUCUUACCCUUCAAACGAAAGUCACUGUGGUAGAUAGCAAUACUUUAUUGUGAAAGUAUGUGGCGGUUCUGGGUAGUGCUAACUUUCCCAUGUGAAUAUGACGCAUACUAGAAGAUAGCCUGAGAUCAUGCCCUCUCCCUAUUAUCCCUUUAUGUCUCUCACGGGAAGAGGGCAUGAUACAUUUCUUUGUCGGAUCACAUGUAAAAAUGCCAGAAUCUAGACUUUUCUCUGAUUGGAUAGGAAACAAUGCGGAUGAUUUGCGCUGUUCCGAUUGGCCAAAAUGACGCCAUCCGUUAGUUGUUGUUGAUUUCAGUCUGCAUUUUUGCUUGCGUAAUGAGCAGUGAAUACACACGCGAGUUCGUUAUGAAAUUUCUGCCCGCUCAGUUUUCUUGAAUUUGAAGAAUGCCUAAAUAGAAGUUUCAUCCAUUGAAAUAUUUACUAUCUCAUCGUAUACCAAAACAGUUGCAGUCAAAACUUCACCGAUCAUUUGAAUGCAAUUUGAUACCGGCUACAAGUUACAGAAGCGACAAACGGGUUCACUUUUCAAAUAAUCAAUUCAUGAAUGGAAUCUUGACCUGGUUUGACUGUAUUUCCUCCUUCAGAAAUCAUGCUGCGAAUUAUUCUGAGCGAUCUUCGCUUUCACAACACCUUUCAGUUCGUGAAAUAUGGUGCUUCAGCCUAAUUUUUUUCCACUGCUUUCGGUACAGAACGAAGUCAACGAGCUUUAACCAGUAAAUUCUUUAUUAUUUGUAGCUAUUCAUAAAGGUACGACAGCUCCAGCUAGCAGUAUAUUUCAUCACAAAAACAACACAUUUUUUUUUUUUUACGAAGCGCCAUCUGAACACGGACGUACUUAAAAAUUUUUUUUCCCUGGGCUGAUUUCAAAAGAGACAUUAUUCGCGUCAAAAUUUGAUUCCCGUUUGGUAAACGCUUAUUGGCUAAAAACAUGACAGGUCAAGCAAACGUUAGAUUAUGUAAAUUAGGGGGCGGUUGACUGCUUGUUAAAUAAAUGUAUCAGGCGUUAUUUUUUUUCCCUCUCGAGCCAAAAAAAAAAAAAAAAACAAAAAAAAAAAGACUCCUGAUCUCAGGUUAACUAGAAGAAAGAUCCCCUACUACAUACUCCCGGUGUACUGUUUACUUUGUAUAAAAAAAAGAUAAUUACAUCCUUGGGGGCCCGUGUUGCUGCUGUUUUCGUUUAUUGCGAUUUACAUUCUAUCCUUAUUUCUUAAAAACGAAAAACACGGUGUUAUAGCUAUGACUGUUUAUCAACAGGUACAAAAUCGAACGCAAACGAUUCCCUUAUGGGUCCUGGCGUACAAGAAGUCGUCGAAGCAAAACUUGGAAAGCUAAAAGAGAAAAUUUGGGAAGUUAGAAUGCGACUGGGGGCUUUACGCGAUAGGAGAAAAAAACUUCUAAUGAUAAGCGCCCGCGAUCGAAUGGUCGAGUAUGCUUGUCCUUGUAACCCUGGCAACAGCACUAAACCCGAGAGGGUUACCGAGGCCAGCGUUCACAGUGGAGAAGGGGAUAGUGAUGGAGAUUUCGAUGAUGAUCAUGACGGUGAUAAUGAUGAAGAAAAUAAUGAUGAUGAUGAUGAUGAUGAUGAUGAUGAUGAUGAUGAUCCUCAAGGUGAGUAAUGUUUAUACUAGGCCACUGAUUCACUGUCCCUAACCAAUUUGUAAUUCCUAUUUGAUGGUAUUAAUUCUUAGUGGGCCUACAUAGCGACUUUUUCUAGUAAUUUUUGAACCAUUCUCGUCCCCAGAAUAAUGAUAGUUUUGGCUAACUCAGCUGGUCAUAGGACUGAUUUGUGAAAGAGACCGAUACGGACCCUACCGAGGAAGAAAAAUAGAAAAAUGGCCUCUUUAUCUCAAGCUAUAGUAGGUCUGGAUAAGCAGCCCGCAAAAGCUUACAAUUAGGUCUGGAAUCUCAAGUAAAUGUUGCAGUGAUCCAAACAGAUUACAUUCUGAUAUAUAUUUUAUUCGACCCUAGUAAUUUUGAUGAACAUUAAAGAGAACAAAUUUUUUAACCUCUUUUUUCUAGACUCGCAGAUAUCACCAUUAAAACGACUACCCAAAGCAACGUCACGCAAAGCGGAAGUAAAACAGAAAACGAAGAAGAAAAAGAAAGUGAAGACAAGUCUUAGACGUACUUUCUGUAGCACCCCUGGAUUGAACUGCUUUUAUCAAACAAAUGAUCAUUGGAAGUUUCCACCGCUGUGGACAGGUACCUAAGUAAUGUUAUAGUCAGUUAGUCACUCAACUAACAAAUCAACAACAAAUCAACAAUUAGGCCCGUCCACACAUAUCCUCCAGUUUGGUCUAUCGUCCACACGUAUCCGGUGAAAACGGUUACCAAAAACGCAUCUUUUCAACACCGUUCUUUAUAGUGGAGAUUUUUUAAAAGUCUGGAUUCUCGUUUAUGUGUGGACGGACGAAAACGGAGGUCAGACAGUCAGACAGUCAGACAGGCCGGUAGUUAUUCAGACGGUCAGUCUGAAAGUUAUUUUGUAGCCUAGUCGGUUAGACACUCUUACAAUCAGUCAGUUGGUUAGUGAGGCAGGCAAUCAUCUGGUCCCCUAGUCGGUUGCUCUUUACCAGCCAGUCGCUCAAACCUUUUUAUCGGUCACUUAGUAUGUCAAUCAUUAAUAUUUUUUUUAAAACCGUUAGUCACUCACUCAAACAGUCAUCGGUGUGAGAAGGGCAGUCUUAAGAUCAGUCAGUCAGCCAGACACUCCCUCAGUUGCCCAGUCGAUCAGGCAGUCAGCGCAGUCAUUCGCUUCUUCAGUCGCAGUCUCUCAAUUCAAUAUAUCAAUCUGUAACACUCUAGUCAGUCAUUUAGCCAGUCAGUCCGUCAGACAGUCAGUAAGUCGCCCAGUCGAUCACUCACCACUGGGUACCUUCACUGGUUCAGUCAAUCAGUCACUCAGUCAAUUCAUCAGUCGGCGAGACUAGUCAUUCAGUCAUUUACUCAGUCAGUUGGCCAUUCAGUCAAUCCGUUGUCUAAUUGUCAGAUAUUCUACUUAUUGUGCUUAUAUUUUUAUUGAUUGCCAAUUGUGCUAAACGUUAGGGAGCUCGGUCGGGUAUUCAGUUGGUUCGUUUCGCAACUAGUUUAUGUAUUUCACCUAACUGGACUCAUAUCCUUUGCUCACGUGUUAGAUACAAAAUACGAUGACAUUUCUUAAUUUCUCUUACUUGUUCCUGCAGGAGGAGACUUUUGCUUCUGUCCCAACGCUGCAAACAACUCGUACUGGUGCCUGCGAACAAUAAAUUCCACCCACAAUUUCCUCUACUGUGAGUUUGUUACUCACUUUCUCGAAUUCUUUGACCUCAAUCAAGACCCAUAUCAGGUAAGUAAACCAUCUCACUAUCCAGCUGUAUAGGAUGACUAAAAGCAGAGUCAGUGAAGUGCUUACAAUAGGCAAAUGAGAACACGCGCAGAUAAUCCAAUCAACCAAUCAAACAUCAAAACACACAAGUGUGGUAGAGUGCGCGAAAACGUGCAACGCGUACGUGCAAGUCAUGAUUGGCUUUCGUAUCUGAUUGAUUGAUAAUAACGCGUGGUCCAUAAGUCUUUCCAUUAGACCUACCAGUUUGUAAGACUCUGGUCAGCUAGUCAUCCAGUCGAAUCUCAAGGUGUGUUGACCGUUAACAGUCCCGUAUUUUCCGUGCGCAUCUCCAGAUCCACAGCUGACCAUGUUGAUAGAAAUCUGGGGCGAGUACAAUAACCCGCGGGGACCAAAAUUGGAGGUGAUAAGGUUGGGAUCUCUCUAGCCUACUGUGUCAGACCCUCCGAUAGGGGGGACAUCGCAAAAACAAGGCAAGCGAAAAUAAGUAGCGUGUGAUCUCUCUCUCCCCAGAACCGCGUCAGUUUUCGCAUCAAAAGGGGGACUGUGAAUAUGCCACAAGGCGUGUCUGAGUACUAUCCGAUGGUGGUAUAAAGGGAAUGAUUGAUUUAUUUUUUAUCAAACACUCAUCGUUUUUACUGCUUUUAUCUUGCAGCUGUAUAAUGUCAUUGACAAAGUGAGCCCCGCUGUUCUUUCCCAACUUCAUGAACAGCUUAGCAGAAUGAGAGCAUGUAGAGGAGGGCAUCAAUGUAACCAUUACCAUGGGAAGAAAUAUGCCCAUAUUAAUGCCACUUCCGUACCAUUAACAACCCCUAGAUUGAUGAGUACAUCGAAAGAAAGACCAGCAGAAAUCACAACUAUGAUAACAGACAGCGGAUCUGGUGUUUAUAAUAAUGAAAGUAUUGCUGUCUUGGGUGGCAUUACUACUGCAAUGCCGUCAACAACUGGGACAUCUGCUGAACUUUCAUCUAGACCUUUGCUUUCUAAUGGUGCUUCGGAAGAACGUCGAAAUCUUUCAGAAGGAAUCGAGAAUACCACUGAAAGCGCGGAAACUGCAGCAUUUUCAAAGGCUUCGCCUAUGACAACAUUGGCAGCAUCUUCAAAGGCUUCGCCUAUGACAACAUUGGCACCAACAGAAAAAGAGGUUGGACAAACAAUGGCAACAGAGACAGUUCAAAAGCGACAGGAAGGCUCUGGAAAUCAUACUCACGAUGAUGCAAGAGUAGUGACUUACGUUGCUACUUCGAAAGCUACAGAGUCUGCCACAAGUGUUUCUUUUGGGAAUACUGUCGCGCCCACGGAAGCUGAAGAACAGAGGCCAAUACCACCCGAGCCACCUGUUAUCGUCAUAACAACUACGCCAAGCUCAGUGAGCCCUUCUACAUCGGAAGAUAACGGAAAGCCUUCACAAGUUAUCGCCAUUACUCCGAAACUAACCGAUGCCACUUCGACAUCAACGAAAUUAUCGCGGAAUGAUUCACAUUUUACAACUUCAGCUCCUACAGCAAAAACAGAGUCAAAAGUUAGAAAGGGAACCAAAAUCCGUAAAGGAAAACCUAUUGUAAAAGGAGGGAGAAAAAAGGACAAAAAUGGCAAGAAAGAAAAGCCGAAAGGGGUGAAAAAGUCUAAGAAAUCUAAAAAGAAAUCUUCCAAAAGAUCGAAAAAUUUGACGCCAACUGGCAGUUCAGUUUUUCCAGAGAAAGCAACAAAGCUCCUCAGCAACAUUUCAAAUGAAUUCAAUGAAAACGUGCGGAAUGAGUCUGAACAUGAUACAGUAACUCAAGUAAAUAUCGAGAAACCUUCGGAAAGUGUAGUAACGUCGACAACAAGCGCCGAUGAUCUGCCGAUUGUGGUCGCGAAUAAUUCGACGCACGAAACAAGUUCUCCGGAGACAACUGUUUCAACGUUAUUUCCCACGUCAUUGGUGACACUCUCAAACGAACAAAGCACAAAGGAGGUUGUUUCGAAAGAAUAUUCUACGGUCAAACAUGCAAGUAAAAAGUCAACUAAGCGACGGAAAAAAGGAGAAAAGGAUAACUUCAAAAAGAACAAAAAAUUGAGAAAAAACAUCAAGAAGUCGGGAAAAGAAUUGAUAAUGAAUACGACUACUAGCUCCUCGGGUGAGGGCCUCAAACUUUCUGUAAACCAAACAGCAAUCGAAACAGAAUCGGAAAGCCGGAGAACUGAAUCGGGAAAGGCCGAAGUCGACGAAGGGAAAAGUAAAUCACCGACAGACAAUUUAAAAAAGAGAAACAGAAAGCCAUCGGGGAAAAGAUCAAAUCGAAAUUCCAAGAAACGAUCUCGGAAACCUUCCAAGCGUCCGACACUAUCUCCCAGUAGUCAGGGAGGGGUGACUGGUGGCGGAAUUGAGUCUCCAUCCGAUCCAUGAUGAGAUUUGCUUGUAGAACUUUGGUACCAAUCAAAUUUUACAGCAAACGCAAGAGUCUUUAGUUUAAACUCAACAAAUGUGACCAGCGAUUUAUAAAAUUUGGUCACAAUUGUUUUCAAUAUUUAGCUUUUCAGGCGAGUCUCUCUGUAGUUGCUUUCGACAUAUUUGUCGGUCGGUUUUGUUGUUCCUUUUUUUUAAAGAAUUUUGUAUUCGACUUAUGGUCAAAGAUUUAAUUUGAUCUCCGCAGAAUUUACUUCAGAUUCGAUGGACAUCCUUCCCGAUAAAAAAAAAUGAACUCGCCUGAAAUACCCAUAAAUAACAUUUUUUAUGUGUUUUCAUUUCUUAUUUGGUCAGACAAAUUUCCGCACUUCCCGGGUUUCUAGGUCAACUGUUUUACAAUGACUGCUAACCUAGUAACCGCCUAGUCCCUGUGCGGCGUUUUCCCAGGCCCUCUCAGUCAAUUCGCUUGGACCACGUGACCCGAAACGCUUUGGCCGCGCGUAAUAAGAAGGCCUUGGGACUAAGCAAGUAAUGAAUGAUUGAGAGUGCUUCCUGAAAAUGUUUAUCAUCAAUUUUGAAAGUGUGAAAGUUUUACUGCAAUGUCAAUCUUUUAAUAGCAUGCGUAGCAGCAGCUUGAAAAGUAAUGGGCGCAAGAUAGAGCGCGGCGCUCGAGGGAGACAAACGAAAGAGAAGGGUGUGUUACAAUGUAUCGCCUUAUAUUCAUGUUUUUACUUCGUCGUUGUUUUAUUGAAUUUGGAAGUAGCUAAAUAUUAGAUAAAAUUAUCUUUUGUUAAAUUUUGAGAUUAAGCGGAGAAAGAGAAGAGUUUCACAACGGACAAAGAACAGCAGAAGAAAAGUUAUUUUUAAAAAAGAGAAACGGUUGUUUACAAAUCAACUAUCGUAUGGUUACGGCUUCUGUGAAAAUUUGCUAAUGUACUGGAUUCAUGGUUUUUCGAACAACCUGUGAAAAGGGCUUUUAAAAUGGUUCAAACUAUGAGGAGGUUAGAAAAAGGGCGGUUAAAUUACAAUAAACUCGGUCUUGUUUCAUUAUAACGGGACGGUUCGAGAAGCCAAUAGGAAUUCUGCUCUAUUCGUUUGAAAUUGUUUGAUUGCUGUGUAAACCUUAAUAAAGUAAGCUAAAUGAUGAAAUGCAUUGUAGGUUGAACAGAUAUUUAUGGGGUUAUUUUAAACUCUUUGUAACAAUUAUUUCUGACGUUGUUGUUAUUAAUGAAUUUUAUAAAAAGCAUAGGCCAUCCUCCUUUUUUCUCCGUUUAGCGUCGUCCGACCGACCCAAGUUUUUGCCAGUAACGACGUAGUUAAACUAUUUUUCACUUGAAAUAGUUCUUUUAAUCUGAAACAUGAGCAUAGUAACAGCAUAGAGAAAAACAGGAAACAAAACAGGAAUUUUUUUUUGUUACAGUAUAUUGUGCAUUUUGUUAAUCCUAAUAUGUGAAUGUUAACUUUUAACGUAACCCCGGGGGUACCGGGGCCUCCUAUUCCGAGACUGCUUGUGAUUUUUUUUAGUUUUCUUUUUUUUUUCAAUCCGACCGACCCAACAUCAGUAAACGCAUUCGACGCUAAACGAAAAAAGAAGGGGAUGGUCCUAAUUAAACAGGAAAUCAUAACUAGAGAAGUAAUUAUCGAAGUCGAUGAAUUUUUUGUAAAGAGAGGUUAAUUCUACUUCUUCUGCUUCUUGUAAUUAAUGCCAGUAAAACUGCUUUUAAACUCUUUUUGAAGUUUGUAUUUGGAAUACAAUACUAUUAUACGUAGUUUUCUAAGUUAUUUUGAGAUUUGUGCGGCGUUU